AUGGCGCCCAGGCCGUCGUCAGGGGAACUGUGGGGGCUUCACCUGAUGCCCCCCCGCAUCAAAGUGGACUGCUGUUUACCCAAUGGGAUGUUGGUGAGCCUCGAGUGCCUGAGGGAAACUCCUCUGAUCGACAUCAAGCAGCAGCUGUUCACCGAGGCCCGAAAGUUUCCCCUCUACCAUCUCCUACAGGUCAGAGACAGUCACUACAGCCCCCUACAGGUCAGAGACAGUCACUACAGCCCCCUACAGGUCAGAGACAGUCACUACAGCCCCCUACAGGUCAGAGAUAGUCACUACAGCCUCCUACAGGUCAGAGAUAGUCACUACAGCCCCCUACAGGUCAGAGAGCGUGACUACAACCCCCUACAGGUCGGCGAUAGUCACUACAGACCCCUACAGGUCAGUGAUAGUCACUACAGCCCCCGACAGGUCAGAGACAGUCACUACAGCCCCCUAAAGGUCAGCGAUAGUCACUACAGCCUCCUACAGGUCAGUGAUAGUCACUACAGCCCCCUACAGGUCAGAGACAGUCACUACAGCCCCCUAAAGGUCAGCGAUAGUCACUACAGCCUCCUACAGGCCAGAGAUAGUCACUACAGCCCCCUACAGGUCAGAGAUAGUCACUACAGUCUCCUACAGGUCAGUGAUAGUCACUACAGCCUCCUACAGGUCAGAGACAGUCACUACAGCCUCCUACAGGUCAGAGAUAGUCACUACAGCCCCCUACAGGUCAGAGAUAGUCACUACAGCCUCCUACAGGUCAGAGAUAGUCACUACAGCCUCCUACAGGUCAGAGAUUGUCACUACAGCCCCCUACAGGUCAGAGACAGUCACUACAGCCUCCUACAGGUCAGAGAUAGUCACUACAGCCCCCUACAGGUCAGCGAUAGUCACUACAGCCCCCUACAGGUCAGCGAUAGUCACAACAGCCCCCUACAGGAGGAGUCGAGUUACAUCUUUGUGGGCGUAACGCAAGAAGCAGAGAGGGAGGAGUUUUACGAUGAAACGCGGCGUCUGUGUGACCUACGGCUUUUCCACCCGAUUCUCAAGGUCAUCGAACCGAUCGGUAACCGGGAAGAGAAGAUCCUGAACCGUGAGAUCGGGUUUGCCAUUGGCAUGCCUGUGUGUGAGUUUGAAAUGCUGAAGGAUGCAGAGGUGCAGGAGUUUCGGCGCUCCAUACUGAGCGUGUGCAGAGAGGCGGUGGAGGAGCGGGAGAUAGGGGGCGCUCACUCCCAGGCACUCUACGUCUACCCUCCCAAUGUGGAGACCAGUGCAGAGCUGCCCCUUCACCUGUAUCAGCGGCUGGACCAAGGUCGACUGAUCGUCACCAUCUGGGUCAUUGUGUCUCCGUCCAACUCAAAACAGAAGUACACGCUCAAGGUGAACCACGACAGCCUCCCUGAGCAGCUCAUCGCAGAGUCAAUCCGGAAAAAGAGUCGAUCCAUGCAUCUGUCGCCGCAGCAACUGAGGCUGUGUGUACAAGAGUAUCAAGGGCAGUAUAUACUGAAGGUGUGCGGCUGUGACGAGUACCUGCUGGAGCAGUACCCUCUGAGCCAGUACAAGUACAUCCGCUCGUGUCUGUCGGUGGGACGGCUGCCACACCUCAUGUUGGUGUCAAAGGACUCGCUAUACUCCCAGCUGCCAGGGUCCAGCUUUGUCACCCCGUCCUACAGCCGUAGGACCCCCCAGCCGUCCCCCUGUCCCUCUGGUUCUGGUCCAGACUCGAUCCGGUCUCUCUGGGCGUUUAACACUCUGCUGCGCAUCAGGCUGCUGUGCGCUACGUAUGUGAACGUCAACAUCAGGGACAUAGAUAAGAUUUACGUCAGGACAGGUAUUUACCACGGAGGAGAACCUCUGUGCGACAACGUCAACACCCAGAGAGUGCCCUGUGCAAAUCCAAGGUGGAACGAGUGGUUGACCUAUGACCUGUCCCUGUGUGACCUCCCUCGCUCGGCCCGACUCUGUCUCUCCAUCUGCUCCGUGAAGGGAAGGAAAGGAGCCAAGGAGGAACACUGCCCACUGGCCUGGGGAAACGUGAAUCUCUUUGACUUCAAAGACGUCCUAGUUUGUGGGAAACUUGCCCUGAGUCUGUGGCCGGUUCCACAUGGUCUGGAGGACCUGCUGAACCCCAUUGGAACCGCGACCAGCAACCCCAACAAGGAGUCCCCGUGUCUGGAGUUGGAGUUUUCAUGGUUUAAUCAAACCGUAGUUUUUCCAGAUGACUCUCAGAUGGAAGACCACGCCCACUGGAGCAUUAGCCGCGAGCUUGGGUACUCCCCCGGCCUGAGAGGUGUGGCCUGCGAGGGCCUUUCUGAGGCAGAGGUUGAGCAGCUGAAGGUUCUGGGCUCCAGAGAUCCGCUGUACGAGCUGUCGGAGCAGGACAAAGACUUCCUGUGGAGGCACAGACAUUUCUGUGUGAACUUUCCGGAGUCGUUGCCAAAGCUUCUCUUGUCAGUCAAGUGGAACUCCAGAGAUGAAGUGUCACAGAUGUACUGCCUGCUGAAGGAGUGGCCCCUGAUUGAACCUGAGUCAGCCCUUGAGCUCCUGGACUGGAACUUUCCAGAUCCUGUGGUUCGAGAGUUUGCUCUGAGGUGUUUGGUCCAAGGACUCAGCGAUGACAAGCUGUCUCAAUACCUGCUGCAACUAGUUCAGGUGCUGAAGUACGAGAUGUACCUGGACAAUCCUCUGGCUCGUUUCCUGAUUAAAAAAGCUCUUACCAAUCAGAGGAUCGGACACUUCUUUUUCUGGCACCUGAAGUCAGAGAUGCACAACAAGACUGUGUCACGUCGUUUUGGGCUCCUCCUGGAGGCCUUCUGCCGCGCCUGCGGGAUGUACCUCAAGCACUUGAACCGGCAGGUGGAGGCGAUGGACAAACUGGUGAACCUCACGGACACUCUGAAGCAGGAGAAGAAAGACGAGACCCAGAAGGUGCAGAUGAAGUUCCUGGUUGAACACAUGUCCCGUCCUGAUUACAUGGAGGCUCUGCAGGGGUUCGUGUCCCCGCUAAAUCCAGUGCAUCAGCUGGGGUCGCUGAGGUUGGACGAGUGCCGGAUCCUGUCAUCGGCAAAGCGCCCCCUGUGGUUGAACUGGGAAAAUCCCGACAUUAUGUCAGAGCUGCUGUUCACCAACAACGAGAUCAUCUUCAAGAACGGGGACGACCUGAGGCAGGACAUGCUGACUCUGCAGAUCAUUAAAAUCAUGGAGAACAUCUGGCAGAACCAGGGUCUGGACCUAAGGAUGCUUCCGUACGGCUGCCUUUCCAUCGGAGACUGCGUGGGACUGAUUGAAGCGGUGAAGAACAGCUACACCAUCAUGCAGAUCCAGUGUAAAGGAGGCCUGAAGGGGGCGCUGCAGUUCAAUUCCAACACUCUGCAUCACUGGAUUAAAGAGAAGAACCGAGGGGAGGCAUAUGACCGGGCCAUAGACCUCUUCACUCGUUCUUGUGCCGGUUACUGCGUUGCGACCUUCAUCCUCGGCAUCGGAGACCGACACAACUCCAACAUUAUGGUGAAGGAGAACGGCCAGCUCUUCCACAUAGACUUUGGACACUUCUUGGAUCAUAAGAAGAAGAAGUUUGGCUACAAACGAGAACGAGUUCCUUUCGUCCUGACACAGGAUUUCCUCAUUGUCAUCAGUAAAGGAGCACAGGAGUCCACCAAGACCAAGGAGUUCCAAAGGUUCCAGGAGAUGUGCUAUGGGGCGUACCUGGCCAUCAGAAGCCACGCCUCUCUCUUCAUAAACCUUUUCUCCCUGAUGCUUGGGAGCGGGAUGCCUGAGCUGCAGAGCUUCGACGACAUUGCAUAUCUGCGGAAGACUUUGGCCCUGGAGAAGAGCCAGCAGGAGGCGCUGGAGUACUUCAGCAAACAGAUGAACGACGCUCACCAUGGCGGCUGGAGCACAAAAAUGGACUGGAUCUUUCACACCAUCAGACACAUGCCCAACGAGCACUGA
Knipowitschia caucasica is the source of this 3951-nucleotide messenger RNA. The record is from the annotation of a GenBank genome assembly. NCBI's taxonomy places the organism in Eukaryota, Metazoa, Chordata, Actinopteri, Gobiiformes, Gobiidae.